Molecule: messenger RNA, 1548 nt
Organism: Prorocentrum cordatum
Lineage: Eukaryota; Dinophyceae; Prorocentrales; Prorocentraceae
Source: the annotation of a GenBank genome assembly
AUGCCCUCACCCUAUUGCUCCUACCGCAUGGCCCGCGCGGCCGCCCUAAAAGGCAAAGAUCGUUCCCUCACGGCCGCUGCAGUGGACGGCGAAUGGCAGUGCGACACCAGCGUAGGCUACGGUGGCACUGCCAAGUGGACGUGCACCGUCGACGAGGCCGCCGGCUGUGAGGUGGUCUCUCUGCUCGAGGGCUGCGAGAAGCUUCCCUUGCGCUCCUGCACUGCUCCAGAGGUAGACGGCUGCGCCCUGGACACUUCCCAGUGCACGGAUGUAGCGCCAGGGGCGACGUGUAGGCUGGCCUGCCGCUGGCCGUACUUGGGGCUCCCGACAUUUGCCACGUGCCCGUCUGACAAUUGGGAGGCAGGAAAGGUGGUGGAGCUCGACACAAGGCUGCCCUACUGCUUCUGCCCCGACCCCGUGGCCUCGCCAGGCUACGUCCAGGCCGCCUCGGGCUGGGCAUGCGACGAGGGCUACGUGGGAGAGGCUGUCAAGCAGUGCGUAGAGAGCGAGACUUGCAGCGUGGAAAUACGGCUGUCGGGCUGCGUGGAAGAGCGCCCCUGCUUGGCGCCAGAGGUCGAGGACGCAUGCCGCGUCGACGCCGACGCGUGCUCCUCGGUGCCGGCCGGCUCGUCCUGCGAGGCUCGGUGCCGGCCCCCGUACGCUGGGAACGAGUCGUCGUCGCACUGCCCCGCCUUCAACACGGACCCGGCGCGGAAGCUGGUCUACUCCGCGCCGGCGUGCGGCGUGAUCGAGGACUGCGACUACCUUCCCGCGGGGUACCUGCGCAACGGGUCUGGCUGGUACUGUGCCCCUGGCUACCUCGGCAGUGCGGUCGUCAGCCAGGGUGGAUGUGGCCGGAGGCUCGAGCUCGCGGGGUGCCUCCCGCCCGCCCCCUGCCAGACCCCCGUCGUUGAUCCCUGCAAGCUGGAGGCGUCGGGCUGCGAGCAGGUGCCCCCUGGCGGGGCUUGCGAGGCGAGCUGCCGCGCCCCGUACGCGGGCAACGCCACCGUCCUGGUGUGCCCCGAGGGCAAUGUCGACCCGCAGCAGCACCUGGUGGGCGCCCCGCCGCAGUGCGAGCUGCGGUGCGCCGCCCCGCGGCCUAUGCCCGCGGGCUACGCGGCAACCCCUGCUGGGUUCGAGUGCGACUGGGGGUACACCGGCAACGCGACCGCCUUCUGCAACGACUCGCACGUCGUGGACGAGGGCGACGGCAACUGUAGCGCGGAGUUUGUGCUCGUCGGCUGCGAGCGCUUCUCGGCCUGCGCGCCGCUGGAGCUGGACUCCCCCUACGUGGCGUACGGCUGCUCGUCCGUAGCCUCUGGCGAGUCAUGCGAGGUGCGCUGCAGGGACCCCUACGUCGGCGAGCCCACGGCCGCGACGUGCCCCUACGGCAGCAGCGGUGCCGCUCAGCCGCUGCUGUACACGCUGCCGUCCUGCGACCUGUCGUGCGACACGGUGCCCGUAGGAGAAAAUGAGAGGGAGAUUGAAUUUAACUUCUGCGCCAAUUCAGGGGGAAGAAAAGGCAUGAUCAAGGAGAAGAAGAAGUGA